UCUUUCCUCCCACAUGUGUGCUAAGUCCACACAGUCACGCACCACUCCUCUCUUUUCUUUACAUAACACAAUAAUCGGGCUUUAGGUUCUUUUGCAAACAGACGCUGAGCUGCAGUUGAGCACGGAUGCUUCAGAGUUUGUUUCUUUGCUGGAUUUAAGAGUUCAUCCAUGGGGAGCCUUCCAGGAGUCCCUCUUCUCCUUCUGGUGGGGAGUUUGUCUCUCCUGAUGAGUCCCGGCGUCCUCGGUGGGAAAAUCCUGGUGUUUCCGGUGGACGGCAGCCACUGGGUCAACAUGAACUUGCUGAUUCAGAACCUCCACGCCAGAGGCCACGACAUCACGGUGGUCAGGACCUCCACCAGCUGGUACAUCAAAGAAAGCAGCCCCCAUUACAGCUCCAUCACCGUCACCCUACCUGAAGCCAGGAGCAUCGAGAACGAAGACUACUAUGUCACCUACCUUGCCAAGAUGUUGGAGUUCCAGAAAGGAAUGUCCUUAAUGGGCUUGUUGAACUUCUUCUGGGACUCUUUUGGCAUGCUGUCAGAGAUCCACGAACAGGCCAGCCAGGUGGUGGUGAAAAUAUUCGAAAACGAAGAAAUAAUGCGGAGACUUCAUGACACUAAGUUUGACAUGGCUCUGAUAGACCCAGGGGUGCCUAUCGGAGUUCUGGUGGCUCACGAACUGAAGCUGCCGGUGGUUUAUAAUGUGAAGUGGAUCACCAGUGGAGAAGCACAUUUUGUGGCGGCUCCAUCUCCACCGUCGUAUGUUCCGACUAAUGGAUACGUUGCGUCUGACCGGAUGACGUUUUGGCAAAGACUCCAAAACAUGCUGCUCUACGGCAUGAACACCGCCAUCGACAAGUUCAUCGUGUGCUCUCACUAUGACAAACUGGCGGACAGAUACUUUGGUCCCGACGUGAACUUCUAUCACCUUCUUCAGGGCGCCGACAUCUGGCUCAUGAGGGUGGACUUUGUGUUUGAGUUUCCUCGGCCAACGAUGCCCAACAUAGUCUACAUCGGUGGGUUUCAGUGUAAACCAUCGGAGCCGCUGUCGUCAGAGUUGGAGGAGUUUGUUGAGAGUUCUGGAGAUCACGGCGUCAUCGUCAUGGCUCUGGGGACGCUGGUCAAAGGUCUGCCGCUGGAGAUCACUUCAGAAAUCGCAGCUGCCUUUGCCCAACUUCCCCAAAAGGUGAUAUGGAGGCACGCUGGCGAACGCCCCAACAACGUGGGCAACAACACCCUCCUGGUGAAGUGGAUGCCCCAGAAUGACCUGCUGGGUCACCCCAAGGUCCGAGCCUUCGUGAGCCAUGGUGGCACCAACAGCAUCUAUGAGGCCAUUUACCACGGAGUCCCGUUUGUCGGCAUGCCACUACAGUUUGACCAGUUUGAAAACGUUCUCAGGUUGGAAACUCGCGGAGCUGCUAAGACGGUGGAGGCGGUUAAAAUCACCCGCCAAAACUUCCUGGAAACUCUGCAAGAAGUUCUCCACAAUCCGUCCUACAAAGACAACAUUAAGCGACUGUCGGCUCUCCAUCGGGACCGACCGAUUCAUCCUCUGGAUGCUGCGAUUCACUGGAUCGAGUUUGUCAUUCGACACAAAGGAGCUUCACAUUUGCGCACUGAGUCCUAUAAGCUGCCCUGGUACGUCUAUCAUUCGGUGGAUGUUUUCUGCUUUUUCCUGGUCGUCUUCUUGGCACUGACGGCUGCUGUAGUAGGAUCCAUACGAUUCCUAUGCCUUCGACUUUGCUGGAGAAGAAAACCGAAGCAGGAGUGACUUAACUACAUAAAAUAUCCUGAUGAUAUUGUGGAUUGUUCUGACUGAGCAAAUUCAAUGAAAAGCCUGAUUCUAGCAAUCAUACCGCAAACACACUGCAGUUUACUUUGACUUAAUCUGUCAUCCUGCUGCUGCAAAGAUGCGUUAAAACGUCAGUUGUGUCCAAACCUGAAAACAGUCCCCGACAAACACGAUUUAUUCCUAUUGUUUGCUAAAAAAACUACAGUGCUCAGGUGCUUUAUGGAUCAGCACAUUCAAUCAAUGCACUCAAAAAAUGCGACAAAGGCGAAAACAUGCAAUGCUUUGAAAGGAGAAAUAAGAAAUUUUUUCAUGCAUUUUGUAGUACCACUGCAGUAACUAUACUUAUACCAUUAAUUACAGUACACAGAUGUGACAUUUAACAUUGGACUGAUCUGCUGUGUUUCAUGGUACAUCUUUUUAAAGAGAAAAUCAACAUUUUACGAUUGAUGCUGCAAAAUUUGUUGCGGAUUAUUGCUUGAAGACAAAAUACUUGAUGAAAAUAAAACAUUAAAAAGAAA
Molecule: messenger RNA, 2309 nt
Organism: Acanthochromis polyacanthus (spiny chromis)
Lineage: Eukaryota; Metazoa; Chordata; Actinopteri; Pomacentridae
Product: UDP-glucuronosyltransferase 1A5-like
Exons: 2
Coding region: 169-1770 (533 amino acids)
Molecular function (GO): UDP-glycosyltransferase activity
Source: RefSeq, a predicted model, not a curated record